CACUAAGACAUGAUGAAUUUAAUCUAAUUAGUGAAGUUGUUUUAGUGUGAAAAUAUUAGCAUAUUCUCCAUACACUGUAUGCUGUCUUUAUUAUCUCACCAUAGUGCUAAUUAGGAAAUAUGUAUCCAGACUCUUUCGAUAUAAAGUCGGCAAUUCAGGUCGGAAUGUAAAUGUUAUAUCAGCGUCCUGGUGACGUCUUCUCACGUGGUCGCUGGAUCCCUUGAAUUCAGAUGCGACAAUCUGGACACCGAUAUCUGGACAGCAUGGACAGUAACCUAACUUCCUGGAUAAACGAUUACAAUCGUCUUUUUAAAGAACUGGAAGGAAGAAGUUCUGAAACUGUUUAUGUUGAAUUCCUUUGUUGGCUAACCAUUGUUCUGAUUGCUUUACUUGGGAACGGUUUUACCCUGAAAAUCAUCCUCUUCAGUGCGAAUCUAAAAAGUUCUUCAAAUUACCUCAUAGCGUCCCUAGCAGCAGCAGACCUUGGACAGAAUAUUUUUAGUGCUUCUUUAGCUCCGAGUGUGAUUCUAUUGUCGAAGUGGCCCUUCAGCAAUGCUAUUUGUGAUUAUCAAGGAGUCUCCGCUCUUGUGUUCGCUUGUGCUUCGGUACUUAACAUCYCUCUUAUGGCAGUCAACCGGUAUGUCCGAGUGGUCAAGUCAUCUAGUUAUAAAACCCACUUUAGUUUGCGUCGAACAGUUGUGUAUUUAUGUGGAGUUUGGCUUCUUUCUCUCGUGGGACCACUGUCGUAUUUAGCAUUAGGUGAACAUUAUUCCUUUCACCCAGGGAAAUAUUUCUGCUAUAUUAAAGUUGACGAUUAUUUAUUUCUCGCCUUAGUGGUGACAUUAUACAUCGCAAUUCCUUCAAAUAUCAUAAUCMUCUGRUACUACAAAGUCUAUAAGACAAUAAGACACCAUAACCAAUCGAUGAAGAAYUGGGGAAGGUCAUCCCAGAAUAUCACUUCCCAGGAAAUUAACGUCACCAAAACACUUUURCUGAUCGUUGUCAUGUUCAUGGUAUGCUGGURUCCCAUUUUUGUCAUGGACAUUAUUGACGUGGUGCAUUUGAGAUGGUCACUACCAAGACAAGCUUAUGUCGCUUACACUUCCUUCGCUGGAGCGAGCUGUUGCAUCAACCCUGUAUUAUAUGGGAUCAUGAAUCCUACAUUUAGGYAAGAAUAUUUGAAGAUUCUCUGCAGGCAUAGAAGAUGUAUGGGYAGGCCACAAGUGGUAAGGGARGRUUCCAACARCGGCGGGCARAGGGAUAGAAACGAAGAGCAAGCAGAAGAGAGAAACUAGAUAUAACCACAAUAUSACUGAUAUUUGCGUGUUUUAUUGUUUUGAAUGCUUUUUAAUGCUAAAAGGUAGAGAAAUUGGAACUCAAAUUUUAGGUAUUUUAAUAAUCUUAAAAGAUGUCUAUCCUUUUCUCUUCCCUAUGAAAAAAAGAAAGUGCAAAUGUGGAGGGGUUUCCAUGCAUGCACGUGCAGCCAAGAAGGACUUACGCUGUUUUCUGAAAACGGAAAAUCGCACUAGUUUUGGAGAAAGUAUGGGCGGUUAGACUUAAACCAUUUUAUUCUGCUUUGAGUGUUCAUUAAUAUUUUAGAAGGGAUUAUCAUCCCGAGUGCUAGCGGGAUAAGAAAAAUAUGUAGUCUCGUUCGCCCAAACCCCCUCAGUAGCUAAUUUUUAAGUUUUAAUUUGUUGACAUUGAAUAACACCUUAAUAUUGGUUUGUAAUAGUGGUGAAUUUUCUCAAUGUUUCUGCGUAUUUUAACACCUAAGUUGGUAAUUUUAUUUUAAUAACGAAUUCACAUCUGAAUCAAAUAAUUGGUAGAAGAUUUGCCACCUGCGUAGAUGCUGCUUAAAAAAACCUUCAAUCUAACAUUAACAUUCAAGUUGGACGUCAGUUUUUUUUUCUUUUUCACUAUCAAUUCGUAAGGGCAGAUUUGUAUAGGAAAUCGCACGACCUUGAGUACAAUUUGGAAUUAAUA
Messenger RNA from Exaiptasia diaphana, 1983 nucleotides. Its product is annotated as dopamine D2-like receptor. The transcript has a single exon. The record is from RefSeq and is a predicted model, not a curated record. Lineage: Eukaryota; Metazoa; Cnidaria; Anthozoa; Actiniaria; Aiptasiidae. Gene Ontology annotation, cellular component: membrane. Bases 231 to 1295 code for a protein of 354 amino acids. Gene Ontology annotation, molecular function: G protein-coupled receptor activity. Gene Ontology annotation, biological process: G protein-coupled receptor signaling pathway.